Cryptococcus wingfieldii CBS 7118 is the source of this 1695-nucleotide messenger RNA. RefSeq lists its product as hypothetical. Bases 1 to 1695 code for a protein of 564 amino acids. The record is from RefSeq and is a predicted model, not a curated record. Gene Ontology annotation, biological process: regulation of transcription by RNA polymerase II. Gene Ontology annotation, cellular component: core mediator complex; mediator complex. The transcript is spliced from 4 exons. Gene Ontology annotation, molecular function: transcription coregulator activity. Lineage: Eukaryota; Fungi; Basidiomycota; Tremellomycetes; Tremellales; Cryptococcaceae.
AUGGCGAGCUCAUCACAAUCCCCAUUCGACGACCUCCGCAUCUCCCUCGACCCUACCACCAUAGACCUCGCGCUCGGCCAAAAGCGUGUGAAAGCAAUCGACCAUGACGGUGCCAUCAUCUACGAAGACGACGAAUCCCUAGAAGCAGACCUCACAUCCCAGCUGGAAAGAAUAUGGAACGAAUACCCCGGCGGCCUACUCGACCUCUCUGAAAGCAAGCUCGAGUCCCUCCCGCCCGAUGCUAUUGCUUUUCAACCAAAACCCAAGCCCGAAGAAGGCCAAGGCGGGGAGGGGGAGAAGAAGAGGGAUGUGUUCAAGAUGAUGGACUGGGAUGAGAUGGAGAGGUUGAGGUCGGAGAUGUUUAUGCAGCUCAACGAUGCGAGGAAUGAACUCUGGUUCGCUCUAGAACUAGCAAAAACCCUAUCCGUCUCCUCAGCCCACCCAUCCCACCCCCCUCCUCCCCCGCCUACUACGCUCCCUCAACACCAAAAGAAACAGCCCAAACCCAAAGCCACCCCUGCCUUGGCAGCAGCAGCCCCACCCACCAUCCCCGGCGAUCCGCCCAUCCUCCCCCCUGGGACGUUCACGACGACGCCCUCCUCCCUCCCCUCUGUGCCGCUGCAUGAUACGGUGAACGACCUCAUCCAGCUGGUGCGUGCGCGGGACGAUGCGGUGGAAGAGUGUUUGGGGCUGGUGGAUGGGGCGGUGGAGGAGCUGGCGUUGAUGGGCCGGGCAGGGGACCGAUUCUGGCGCGACGUCCGUGGGCUGCGCGAAGGGCAGGGAGGGAGGGGACGGUGGGCGGUCGUGCCAAAGCCCGAUUUCGCGAGAACGGGAACAAUGAAAGACGGCGAAAAAGCAAAAGACGUGAUCGUACCCUACGCCAUCGACGAAGCGUCCCCCGCCACCCGAGCACGCUGUAUAGCAGGCUUCGACCUCGACCCGACGUUACCGACCUCGCUCUCUUUCCCUGCGAGGGGCUAUCGACGGGUGAGGGUGUUGUUGAGGGAUCCGGCGGGGACGGUCAUGAGUUCGGGGGUGGAGGCGGAGGAGAAGGCGGGGGAUGUGAGGGAAGAGAUGGAGCGGGCGCAGAUGGAAGCUUUUGAUCAAGACUUGUUCACCCAAAUCCGUAUAGAAGCGUCCACCCUAGACAAAAGCAUCAUCGAACCUUUCCAAGUCCAAAUCCAAAUACCCACAUCCUCCCACACUCUCAUAUUCCAACUUUACUCUCCUCCCUCCGCCCCUUCCCCUUCCCCCUCUCCCUCCCCCUCUUCCCUCCAUUCCAAUCUUGCCUCAACAAGUCCGCUGUGCAAGCUUUUAUUGGCAAGUGCGAGGAUCAACCUCCUCUCGGCUUUACGGGUGCAAAAGCAGAAUCUCGUAGCAGCUUCUUCUUCUUCUUCUUCUUCUUCUUCUCUACAACAAGGCGUCGUGGGGAGCUUGCUGGAAGGCCUGGCAUUCAAAGCGCUCUGGGAAGGUGUCCAAAAUACAGUACGCUCUUUGGCAAAAGCCCUCAAAGGUGCCGGGCUACAAGCCGAGGUCGGGCGGGACGUCAGUGUCAGUGUCGGUGCGGGGGGGAAGGGGGAGGGGAAGGAUACGGGAGAUCGGGGGAUCAUGUCGGUUCUUGGGCAAGUGUUGCAAGGGAACAAGGUGGGAGAAGGGUUCGAGGUGGUUUGGUCGUUAUCCCUCGCCGAUAGGUAA